ACAGCAGCCGUUGCCACUCGGACUCAGAUACAGGUCGGACAUCACUACAAUCAGCUAUUUUCCGUCGUGUAAAAACCGUUAAAUAUUCCUCCGGUCGGUGUUUGGUCGUGUUAACGGGACAUUUCUACAUUUCUCCCCGAGUUUAACCGUUAACGGACAUUCGGUCGCACAUUAACCGGAACCUUUAAAUGAAGGUGUAACGGUUGAACCCGGAGCGGAGGAGUGUGUGCACCGCUACAUGGAGACGUGUGACGUGUACAGGGCUGAAGCUGAGGAGGCAGAGAGCUAGCAGAGAGCUAGCAGAGAGCUAGCAGAGAGCUAGCAGAGAGCUAGCAGAGCUAACACACUGUGCUGCUGCUGCUGCUGCUGCUGCGGGUACAACAUGGAUUAACUGAGUUAGGAACUAGUCUACUCUGCUGAACUCAUGUUGACCAGCUGAGCAGUGAAGGGUUAGCUCACAGGUAGCUCCAGGUAGCUCAGAGUUGUGAUGAAGAGGAUGGAACAUUAACCUGAAGAGGAUCAACAGCUUUCUGUUCAGAGUCUGUCUCAGUCUGUUUGUUAAUGAAACUGUGGUGAGAUCAGUGUUUAGAGAUGAUGUACUCAUCCAGAAGAAAACCUGCUCUCUACUUCAAAGAGGAGAGAAGGUUCCUGUCUGGUAAAUGUACCAUCUACAAGCUGUUCGGCCUCUGCAUGGUGCUGCUGCUCGUCUCUCUGCUCUGGCUGCAGCUCAGCUGUUCAGGCGAGAUGUCGGCCACCACGCGUGAAGACAGACGCCCCUCCCAGCCGCAGCAGCUGCAGCAGCCACCGCCGCCGCCGGCCUGCCCCCCGGCCGACAGCCAGGCGUCUGCAGCAGACGACCCCUCCUGGGGUCCUCACAAACUGGCCCUCAUCGUCCCCUUCAGGGAACGCUUCGACGAGCUGCUGGUGUUCGUUCCCUUCAUGCACACGUUCUUAAACAAGAAGAAGAUCCGCCACAAGAUCAUCAUCAUCAACCAGAUGGAUCACUACAGAUUUAACCGAGCGUCUCUGAUCAACGUGGGCUACAUGGAGAGCGGUAACGACACGGACUACCUGGCGAUGCACGACGUGGACCUGCUGCCUCUGAACGAGGCUCUGGACUACGGGUUCCCCGAGGAGGGGCCGUUCCAUGUGGCCUCACCUGAGCUGCACCCGCUGUACCACUACAAGACCUACGUGGGAGGAAUCCUGCUGCUCACCAAGAAACAUUACCACAUGUGUAACGGGAUGUCUAACCGGUUCUGGGGUUGGGGCAGAGAGGACGACGAGUUCUACAGACGACUGAGAAAAGCUGAGUUACAGCUCUUCCGACCGAGUGGAAUCAAUACAGGAUAUAAAACCUUCCUCCACAUCCACGACUCGGCCUGGAGGAAGAGAGACCAGAAGAGGGUCGCCUCCCAGAAACAGGAGCAGUUUAAGGUGGACCCGGAGGGGGGGCUGACUAACCUUCGCCACCAGGUGGAGUCCAGACAGGAGCUGACCAUCAGCGGCGCUCCCGUCACCAUCAUCAACACCAAACUGGAGUGUGACCAGAACCUGACGCCGUGGUGUCUCCUGGCGUAGACGACGUACGGGUGUCGGUUCGGUUCUGACUUCGCCUGGAGGCUUUUUUUUAUUUUUUUUUAUCUAGUGGUGCUACGCAGAUCCUUUUACGCCAGCGCUGGUCGUCGUGGUUCUAGUUUUUGCCGGGGAGACUUUUCUUUUAGCUGACGCAGCGGCGCAGACUGACCCUCAGCUGGAUCGGUGAAACCAAAUGUUGCUGCACUGAGCGGAUAGAAAUGGUACAAACAGACAUAAUGAUGAUUAAUUUAAUCCCCACGCAGGACGCAACCUGGAGCUGAAUAUCCCCGAGGAUCAAACAAACUACUUUUCCUUACUGUCAGGUACAUCUCAAUAAUAAAACUAACAAUAAACACUCAACAAGACUGAUAAAAAAACCUCCUGAACGGAUCUAAAGAGUCGACUGUUUGGACGGAGACGGACUGUUACACCAAACUGAACGAGCAUGGCCAAACCUGAGCUGGUUUCAUUCAUUCAUUUUGGUCCCUGCAAACUUAAAGUCUAUUUUUACUGGGAUUGUGCAAAUGGAGCAGAGAUGGAGCAGAGAUGGAGCAGAGAUGGAGCAGAGACGGAGCAGAGACGGAGCAGGGAUGGAGCAGGGAUGGAGCAGGGAUGGAGCAGGGAUGGAGCAGAAGAACGCUUCAACAGAUGUUAAAUCCAUCUGCCAAACAUGCAUCAUACUGUAACGUCAGAUUUUAGCUUUUUAUCCACGUUGGAGGAAAAAUCUCUGCAAACAAAAAGUAUUUUUGCUAGACUGACUACUAACGUCUAAAGUUCCUCUCAUGAUGUUUUUAUUUUCCUGCUGUUGAAGUGAAGAGGUCUAAACUCUGAUCUUAUCUAACAGAGAGAGCAGCGAGCGGGGUGUGUUUUUAUUUUAAUUAUGUUUUUACAGUAUGUCCCUGUUGAACCACAGAAAGCAGAAACUGGAGAUUUUAUUUUGAGAUCUUUUUCUCAAAAACGUCCCCAAAUAUAUUUUCUUUUAUUAACGUGAUGCGUUUCUGUUCUCUACAAAGUAAACUGAGCCAAACUAAGCCAAACCAGGCUGAACUGAACUGUAGCAGAUGGUUUAUUAGCAGCAUUUCAUAAACAGAUAACAGAUAUUAAAUCUUUAAUCCAACAUUAAUGGGACAGAUUGAUUUCAAAGGAAGGAACCAAAGUAUCCAGUCAUUUAUAGAGCGGCAGUCUGCAGGAUAAACGUCUGCAACUAAUGAUUAAUGAAUUCAUCUGAUUAUUCUCUUGAUUCAGCUGUUAGAGGUUGACUCCAUCUGACAAACCAAGACUUUCUGGACUUGUAAAAUGAUCUUUUCAUCCGUGUGAUUCAUGGAGCAAUUAGAAAAAAGAAUUUGUCUCUCUCCGUUGACUACGUUCAUAUUUUUAUCUGAAAUACAGUCCCAUGGUUUUCCACCGGAAGGGGCGGGACUUAGCCGCUCUAUAUGGAACUUGCUGUCAAAAUAUUAACGCCAACAUGAGCAGGAAGUCCUGUAAGUGAUCGGAGUAAAAAAAUCAUUUAGAUGAUGAAGAUCAUCAUUUGAUCAAAAGUUCCAGCUAAUUAUAACCUUGUGGUGAGAUUGUUUUUGUCGUCUGCUGUAACUUGGUGUUCAGUUUUCUAUCCUUUAAGACAAAUAACAGAAGCUGGAACUGUUGCCAAACUAAUUUAUGACAUUUUUUAUUAAUCAAAACUGAUAAUUAUCUGUUGAUUGAUGAAUCUAAUCUGAUCUGAUCUGAUCUCUAGCUGGGUUCUUUGGUUCCUUCUCAGUCCAGGUUUUAACCCUGAACACCUUCAAUAAGAUGUUCUGGUGUGACAAUAAUCCUAUUUAAAAUGUACACAUUAAUCAGGUUAUUUCUAACGUCUACGUGUUCACCUUUUACCUCCUGAUCAUUUCCUACUGUUACUGGUGAUGAUGACUGUACCCGUUGUCCUAAAGUUUCAUUGGUGGACUCGCUGAAUGACCUCAAACCCUGCAGAGAGAAACCAGAUGGGAAUAUAUUUAUUUUGGAGAAAUAUUCUUUUAAUGUAUUUUUAAAUUCAUUUUGUUGAAAACAUUUAUUUUUUAUUUUAUAAAUGAACUGAUCUCAAACCUCCCGAGGGAUUUACUGCUGGAGUGAGACUGAUGAGAAACGAUGAGGAUUAAACCUCAUUCUCUUCUCUGGACCGUCGGCUCCACGUGUCCCUCAACACCUUAAUCAUUCAGAUUAAUCUCAUCAAACCCUGCAAAAUAAAAUCUGAAAUCUGGUUUUAAAAGCAAAAGCUAGAAAAAUUAGUCCACAGUUUAAAUUAUUUUUCACGAUAAAGUAUCAGUCAUUGUCUACUCGCUUCAGGAAAACGCACAAAGUUGAGUAGAGAGGUUAACGUCACAACACAUCGUCGUCUCUCUGGUUUAUUCUCUGGGUUUUAUAUUGGUACAAAAAACCUGCUCAAAAACCCCAAAAUCAUUUCUUUUUAAAUUGUGUAAUUUUCUUGUGAAUUUAAAGUGUCUUCCUGAGGAGAAGCUGGAACAGGUUUUAUAUAAUUUAGCAGUAUUUUUACCAUGAAAAAAAGCAGAAUUUGGCUCCCUGAUUUACACAAAAGAGUCAUGAAAAGUCCUUGAAACGGAGUCCUUGAAACAGAGUCCUUGAAACAGAGUCCUUGAGUCCUCGGGUUCUUCUGAAUCUCUAUAAAUGUGAGCCUGAAGGAGUCCUGGUUCUGUUCUUUAGUUUUAUAAUCAGAGGGCUGCUGACACUGUCUGGUUCUCUGCUGCUGUUACGUGCCGGUCGGCCUCCAGAGGGCGCUCUGGGGUUCUAUAGGCCAUGAUGUCAUACUGAUUUUAUUCUCCAGAGACAACGGUACCAUGUAUUUGUACAAUAUUCAGUAUUUAUAAAAAUCUGAGUCUACAAAACA
Molecule: messenger RNA, 4456 nt
Organism: Sebastes umbrosus (honeycomb rockfish)
Lineage: Eukaryota; Metazoa; Chordata; Actinopteri; Perciformes; Sebastidae
Gene: b4galt7
Product: xylosylprotein beta 1,4-galactosyltransferase, polypeptide 7 (galactosyltransferase I)
Exons: 6
Coding region: 592-1581 (329 amino acids)
Biological process (GO): carbohydrate metabolic process; proteoglycan biosynthetic process
Molecular function (GO): xylosylprotein 4-beta-galactosyltransferase activity
Source: RefSeq, a predicted model, not a curated record